This is a messenger RNA of Solanum dulcamara, 1251 nucleotides long. RefSeq lists its product as uncharacterized. Bases 70 to 1122 code for a protein of 350 amino acids. The record is from RefSeq and is a predicted model, not a curated record. Lineage: Eukaryota; Viridiplantae; Streptophyta; Magnoliopsida; Solanales; Solanaceae. Gene Ontology annotation, cellular component: chloroplast. The transcript is spliced from 5 exons.
UUUAAAAGAAAAAAGAAAAGGAGCUCAAAUGGGGGUUUAGGGUUUACUACUGUAAUCCAGAACAAUAAUAUGAACCUGCAAUCUGCUUGUUCUUUGCUUCAGCAUGAAGCUUCUAUCCCCAAAUUUUCACAAUUCCAGUUUCGAAAUAUUUCUGUGGUGCGGAAGAACCAUGGUAUAAGCUAUGUUCGAUUGGAUAAAAGAAUUCCUUUGGUUCAGAAUGGCUUGAAAUUUAGACCGUCACUGAAGAGGGGAUUGAUAGUGUAUGCCUCUAAUUCCUGUCCUCCAGGGAAGUUGAAUUAUGAUGGCAGGGAAAGUAGGGAUGUGAGCAUAAUCGCCAGUAAUGGGUCUGAACCGUUUCGGGGUAAAUCAGGUUCGGUUUCAUUCCAAGGGAUUACUCACCAAAUGGUUGAAGAAAGUAAGUUGGUGUCAGCUCCUUUUGAGGAAAAAAAAGGCUCCUUUCUAUGGGUUAUUGCUCCUAUUGCAUUGAUCUCUUCUUUAGUGCUUCCUCGGUUCUUCAUUGUGGUUGCCGUUGAUGACUUGAUCAAGAAUGCAACUUUUGCAGAAAUUGUUUCUUCAUUUUUCUCUGAGGUCAUGUUUUAUAUUGGCCUUGCGACAUAUCUUCGGGUCACUGACAGCGUUCAGAAGCCAUAUCUACAGUUCAGUGCAAAGAGAUGGAGCCUCAUAACUGGGCUAAAGGGAUAUAUAACAUCUGCUUUCUUUGUAAUGGGGUUUAAGAUUUUUGCCCCACUCUUCGCUCUUUAUGUUACCUGGCCUUCACUUGGCUUGCCAGGCUUGGUUGCAGUGGCUCCUUUUCUGGUUGGCUGUUUGGUACAGUAUUUAUUCGAGAGAUUUCUUGACAGAAAUGGAUCAUCUUCUUGGCCCUUGGUGCCAAUUAUUUUUGAGAUUUAUAGGAUAUAUCAGUUGACGAGAUCCGUGCAUUUUGUGGAGAAGUUGAUGUUUUCUAUGAGCGGAGCUCCUGUCACACCCGAGUUGUUCGACAGAAGUGGUGCAUUGGUUGCUAUGAUAGUGACUUUCCAAGUUUUAGGAGUAAUUUGCUUAUGGUCCUUGCUUACAUUUCUUCAAAGGCUCUUUCCCUCCAGACCUGUUUCUGAAAACUACUAAUCUUUGUAGAUGAAGAUGUUUGCUUUAUAGAAACUUUGAUUUGCAUUAGAUUAAAUUAUCAGGUGCAGUAUCUACUCCUACUACCUCUGCUUUUCUGAGCUAAAUAAUAGAGAUAUGCCUUAGCUUUCA